AUGCUACCUAAAAUCCCUCAAUAAGGAAACACAGUUGGAUCCAUUUCAAAGAGAGAAAAUGUUGCAUCCUAGUUAAUUGUAGAAGAUCACCUAAAAAAUAUUUUAGCAAAAUCAACUAACUCUAAUUAUAAGCCUUGGAAAAUCCCAUAAGCUCCAAAGAAUCCACAUUCACCUUUUGGAGAUUUCCCAAAAGAAUAUUUGCCUAAAUCAAAGCUAAAAAGUGAAUAACAUGCACCUGUAUUUGAAGAUUCUUAAGCAGCCACAGUUGUGAAUAAAUUUUAAGGUUUGAGACAAGGAACUGGAGGUAAAACAUCUACUCAAUUACCUGUUAAAUAACCAUUUUAAGCCCCCAACCCUAUUUGUGGUGCUUUUAAAAAGAGAACUAUUCCUGUUUCUGAAUUCCGUCGUUAUUACGACAGAGGUGAUUUACCUAUUAAAGUUGAUCAUUAGGGUUCAGUUAAUAAAAUUAUUUGGGUCAUUUAGCCUGACCAAUUAGAUUAUCACCAUUACUUACCCAUAUUCUUUGAUGGACUUAGAGAAAAACUAGAUCCUUAUCGUUUCUUAGCCAUUUUAGGAACAUACGAUCUUCUUGAAAAAGGAUCCAAUAAAAUUCUUCCUGUUAUUCCUCAGCUCAUUAUUCCUGUUAAAACUGCAUUAAAUACUAGAGAUAAUGAAAUUAUUGGAAUUAUGCUAAAGAUUUUAUAGAGACUAGUAGUAAGUGGAGACAUGAUUGGUGAAGCACUUGUUCCUUAUUACAGAUAAAUCUUGCCUAUCUUUAACUUGUAUAAAAAUUGUAACAAAAAUGUUGGUGACCAAAUAGAUUAUGGUCAAAGAAAAAAAUUAACUCUAGGAGACCUCAUACAAGAAACACUUGAAUUAUUUGAGUAAACUGGUGGUGAAGAUGCUUUCAUUAAUAUUAAAUACAUGAUUCCUACUUAUGAAAGUUGUGUCCAUAAUUGA
This is a messenger RNA of Tetrahymena thermophila SB210, 960 nucleotides long. Its product is annotated as parkin co-regulated protein. The record is from RefSeq and is a predicted model, not a curated record. The transcript has 5 exons. Lineage: Eukaryota; Ciliophora; Oligohymenophorea; Hymenostomatida; Tetrahymenidae. Gene Ontology annotation, molecular function: Hsp90 protein binding; Hsp70 protein binding.